ACGCUGCUGCGAUUUCGGACCGCUUCUUCCGCGACUCUCUUGACGCCGCCAAACGUAAAAAAUGCAUUCCCACCGAGAACCUUCCAACUACUCCACGUAAGAUCCGCCAAUGUCCGGAUAUCGUUAAUAAAUUAAAUAAAAAAAAACCUAUCUUAAUUAAUCGUAUGUGUUCAGGUGAAUCAGUGGUAAAAAGUGUAAUAAGUGUUACAAUAAUCAGUGCUGUUCGUAGUUUGUUAAAACGAUGAAGAUAUAAAUUUUUAAUCAUCGAAUUAAUAAUAAAAGAACUUUGUGUCUAAUAAGAAAGUGAUCAAGAGUCUAUGGAUUGAAGCAUUCUAAAUUUAGAUUAAUUAAACAAAAGGUACAUCCGAUACAUGUGAAAGCGUUUCAUUGCAACGCCAAAUGGCUGAUAAUGUCGAUGAUCCAAAGAUCGAGAAGAAAAUCGGUCGCAACCGCGAACAAAGGGCGGUACCAAGAGCGAGAGACAAAGUGGAGGAGAGACAGUUACCUGUACCUCCACCGGACCCAUGGGCGAGCCCUUGGUGCGCGCAAAGUUCACGGAACCAAGCGGAAACGGCGCAGCCUCGUAGCCUCGACGAAGACGAGGACAUAAUCGCGUACUUGACGGACUUUGGCACACCGCCUCUCGAAAGUCAAACGUCGGAAUGCCCCUCGAGGAAUUCCGCCACCUCCACCAUGGCUAUUUCGAAUCUCUACUUGGAUGACACGUUCGAACAUUUGGAUCGUCUUUACGCUAUCACCGAGCAAAUUCUUGAACUAAGAUGCCGGAGUUCGAAGUUCUUCAAAAGAGUAAGAAACUUGGAGAAAUUAAAAGUGCUUCGAAACGUCGACCGCAGAUUGGAAAACGCCUUUGCGAGGGAUAAAGAUAACAUGAACGAUGUCUGCGACGAGGACACUGGUUUCGCUGAAUCGCUUUUAGACGCUAUGCUGUCAAAUUGCAGGGAUCCGUCGUUUCAGAGACGGUAUAUUAGGUCUUCCUCGAGACCAACGAGAAGUAAAAUUGACGUCGAGAAACAAACUUCGGUGGAUGAAGUUUCUGGGAGCGCGCCUAAAGUCUCGAAAUGGACUAGAGUGAAAGCUGCUUUCAAGUGGGAAAGGGCUUGUACUAACGAUUUGGAAGCGAUGGAUACCGUGGCGACUAUGACGCCGACGAAUAAGUAUCAUAGGAGUUUGGAUACUGAAACUGGGGAUUCGAAUAGUACCCAUGUUUUUUCCUAUGGAAACGAAGCUUGCGAUGGAGGAACGUCUUUUGGGAGAACUUCGUCUGCCUCCUCGUCGAACGAAGGAUCUUACGAUUAUUUACAGAAGAAUAUUUCAAAUAAUUUGGGAUGUCAAUCCUUGAAAAUGAAAAAUGAGAAAAAGGUAGAGUGUACGAAUCAGAGAAGUCAAUCCCUUGAUGAAGAGAUCGUCACCACUAAUGCUGAAGAUCAUAGUCUCAUAAAUAUGGGAAAACCAUUGAUUCGUGUAACAUCCGAGAAGAAUCAUACGAUGCAUUCCAUGAACAGAAUGGAUGAAAGGGAUACGGAUUUAUCUUCGAAAAGAUUCACUCCAACCUUAACGAUUACAAUACCUUCGCACGAGGAAGAAAUGAGGUGUUUGUCCUCACCAGAUUCAAGCUCGCCACUUCCAUCCAGUGCACAUACUUCCGGUGGAAAUUCUCCGCAGCAUAGGAAAAUGCAUCGGGAAUUUUCUAUCAACAAAGAUUUUAAACGACAGCAAUCAGCCACCGAAGAAUCCACAAUGCUAACAUCAAAAACUCAGAGACAAAACUCGAAAUGGAAUAAAGUCAGACGAGCAUUCUUGACGAAUUCAACCCUGAGUGUUCCACCUAAUCUCAUCAGAGUCGUUUCCAGACAAAUGAUCCUUCAAGACGGAUUAGAAGCACCAUUGGCUUAUGGCUACAGCAACAGUACGGAAGAGCUCCGGAAAAGCCCGUUAAAUGCUCAAGCCGAGACUCGUCGAGAUUACCGAGCCCUUCGAGAGAAACUGGGAGCAGAGUUCCACCGAAAAUUAAUCGAAUGGGAGCGUUUAAAAAACUCAUCUCCUCGCAUUGCCACGAAAGACUCUCGCGAAGUAUCCUCUAAUUACUUGAAUCCUCGGGAAGUCUUACCGUCCGAAGAGAGAUUGGCGCCAGAGUUCCGAAAGAAACUUCAGGACUGGAAACGUACGAAAAAGGAACGACGAGGAAGUGCUCCGUUCGAGCAACAAAGGAUCAAUCGUCGUCGUUUGACCGAUUGGCAGCUUUGGAGAUCUCCAUCGAAAUCUGAAUACAGAAAUAAAGAAAUGGCAGGGUCCCGUGGUAGCUGCGAAGAAAAUGGGGAUGGUAAAUCGCACCUCGGUGAAGAUUUUGUUCGAAAAAUGGAAAUUUGGAAAAGGAUGAACGACGCGAGUAAUCGUGACGCAAAACAAGCCACGCAAUCGAAAUCUAAUAGACUUGGAAUUUCUUCUGGAAUUGACGAAACCGAGUUUCUAGCUCUGGAAAGGGUUGUCUCCCUCUUUGAUAGUGGUAUUGGAAAAGGACGAAGGGAAAGCGAUGCUCGACGAUUGGACGAAUGCUUCGACGGAGAUGUAAGGCCGUACGAAGGUGCGCAAAACAUAAACGAUACCAAUGAAGUUUUAAUUCGAACAUCUGUAGGAUCAUAUAGAUUCGAAGGUAUUUCGCGAGAAUUCACGAGGAAAUUGUAUGAUUGGGAAAGGUAUCGUGGAAUAUCACCCACGUCCUCAACUUUUCGUCUUCUUGGACCUGCUUACGAUCCAUUUGCUAGGAACAUGACUAAUGAAACGUCGACUGUUACACAGCCUACGACAAAAGCUGGAAACGAUGAACCAUCGCUAUUCAAAGUCAAUGCUCUAAAAAGAUCGAAAUCCGUUGGUAGCGUGAUAGAAGAAACUGUGCAGGAUGAAUUUUUCAUACGUCGUUCGACCAGUUUACAGACAUUUGAUCAUGCUGGAAGUAGAUCGAAGGAUAAUAAAUGUAUUGAUAAUUUACCAGCAUCUAUCGAUUCGCGAAGAACGGAAGACAUAACCGAGGACAUCGUUAUGGACGAUUCUGAGCCGGAAGCAAUGAUCGUCGACAUAGAGGAUGUCAUAGAGGAAACUGCGAGUCCUUUGGAAAGGGUUCAACCCCAUCAGACUCCUGUAUAUUCCGUUGCAGCGAGUGAAACGACUAGCAUCGCUGUACCACUUGGGACAGUUACUUCUAGUCACGAACCAUCUCCGAUGUUUUUAAUUGAAAUCGAGGAGAAUGAAGAUCGAAAGCAUUGGGAGUCGAAAAAGUGGAGUCGAAGGAAGAGUUUCUCGAGUGAAGAUAGUUUGAGUACAGAUCAUUCUGAGUCAACAAAAAUUUGGAAUAGCAAGGAUAAUGUAGACUCAGAGAGAUCGUCCAUCACAGAAUCAUUGAAUGGAAAGAAGAAUUGUAUAGGGGAUAAUGAUGAAAAGUUUGAUCGAGAUUUAGAUAAAGAUUCCAUGAAAUCAGACAGUUCGAUUUAUUCCAUGGAACUGGAUCAAAAAUAUAAAGUUGCGAAGGAAUCAAAAGGAAUGGUUGAAAGGAAUUACAGCAAAUGUGAGAGGGAAGAAAUUUCAAGUGUACAAUCCGAUGGAGAUAAUGGAACUUCAACUGUAAAGAAAUAUGGGCUUGAAGCAGACGAAAACGAAACCGGGCACGCAAGGAAUCUCGAAAAUCAUUUUGCUGCGAGCAUAAAAGAGAUGAUGAAAGCAACAACGGAAAAUGCAUUUUCUUCAAAAGUAAGUUUUACCAUAGCGCAAUCACAAUUAGCGACCUGUCGGUACAACCAGGACUUAUCGGGCGACAAGAAGCACCAGCAUGACGAUGACGUCCAUGGGGCUGAAAAUGACCCAAGCAGCGAUAACGGAAAGGACACAGCCGAGGCUAAGAUGAAAUGCGACAACGAGUAUGAGGAAAUUGAUCUGAGUCCCAUCAACCGUCGUUGCUGUUCCUCAACGGAUGUCCAGCCGAAUUACAACGAAGAGUAUGCGAAUGCUUUAUUGGAAUCAUCGAACAAAUGUAAAUUAGUUUUAGAUGAAGCCAAGUUUCCUUUAUCUGAAAUGGGUCUCCGUCGUAUAAACCGAGACGAUGAACGUUUCAACGAUCACGAAAAAAAUUACGGUGUGAUCAGAGAGGAAAUACACAAUCAUCACACCUAUCAAGAUCUCUUCAAAAUGAAAUCGAACUUGCAAAACUGCAAAAAUCCAGAUCACGAAGACCAAAGUAGAACAAAUUGCACGAAAAGAACUCCGCCAGCUGUAACGUCGAAUGAAACGAGGGAACAGCAGUAUCAUAAUUUCGAAAAUGUCUUCACUUCUGUAGUGUUACGUUCUUCGAACCCUUGCAGUGGUGAAUAUCUAGAACCAACCAUCAGAACAACGCCUUGCACAGUUGCACCCUGUCGCGAAGAGCGUUGUUUCGAAAGGAUAAUCAUAAACGAAGAAACCUUAAAUAAAAUAGUCGUACCAACAGCCAGUACAGGAUGCGUGGAUAAACUGAAAAGUUCAAAACCAUCUGCAGAAAAUUCUGAAAUUGAAAAUUCUAUAGAAGGUCGUAAUCGAUCGAGCACCGAUCGUGGAGUUCCAAUCAGCCAGGAAGGAAGCUCUAAAAAAAGAAUUUCUCCAAGUAGAAACGUUUUCAUCAAAACAAAACGUAUAAUAUUUUCUCCAUUCCGAAAAUUGGAGGAGCAUUCAGCUAGCAGAAAAGAGAGUCUCGAAGAAGAUCAUUUAUUUUCAAUGAAAAGUAAAAGUAAAUCCAGAUCAGCCUCUCCAAAAGUGAACAGGCAAGAUGUGUUAUUAAGAAUGUCUCUUUCUUUACCUUGGCCUCUUCGUCCAUCUUCGAAAGAUAGAGAAUUGAAAAUAAAAGAAAGUGAUAAAGAAGAAAAUAUUGAAUGCAAAUCAGUGGAGAGUAAAAGGAAAUCAUCAACCGCGUCUCAAACUAAAAUUUUAAAAGAGAAGAAUUCAUGUAUUGAAAUAACAGAGAAAAAUUAUGAAUUGAAAGAAUCUGUUGAGAAAAAGAAUCAAAGAGUAAGUGCAUUAGUGCAAGCAACGCCUGAUCAAGAAACCAUUUCUGCUAUUAGUUCUUCCAGUUUAAAAAGCGAAGGAUCUUCUCCGAAAUUCGAUCCACAGUCUUCGGAUCUUAUUCACAAAUUAAACAUUUUAUCUAAUGCGGUGGCAAGAAGAGACGGUCGAACGAAUACAAUAUCCGAGGAAUCGUCCAUCGAAUCACACUUUUUGAGAAUACGUCGGGCGAAGGAGGAUUUCCUGUCUCGUCGAGGGGGUCCAUUGUGUCAUUCCGUGAUGGAACCUCGAUCACUCAAGGAUCAUGAUUUUCUAAAAAAUUCUGUUCAUCGUUACGAGGAUAUUUUGGAGAAACAACCGGAGGAAAAUGAAAAAUUGUUGGAUACGAAUGGUAUUUCAAAGGUAGAAGAAGUAUCAAGUAAGUCAAAAGAAGAAGAUAAAAUGGAUUUGUUUAAGAAUAAUUUAUCAGAUAAUUCGGUCGUUUCUAGACCUGACAGGAUAAAAUCUGCCAGUGUUGGAAUGAUCAAUGUGGAUCCUGAUACCUUUGUACGACUCACAGAGACCAAUCGUGGUUGCGAGUCUCUUCCAAGAUCGAUUGUGAAACAGCAAGAACCUUUAGGGCCAUUUGCGAAGAUUGUUAAUAAACUGAAAUUCACGAAAUUCAUACGUAGUAAAGAUAUAGAGGAGGGGAAUAUGAAUACGAUUUCGAAAUUGUGCAGGCAAAGUUUGCUGAUCGAUGUUCGAAAUGACGUUGAGAAACCUUGGGAUGAUCAAAAAGGAGUCUCGGCAGAGAAUAUUAAUCAAAUGAGAAAAAAUGAAUAAUUAUGAUUUUUAAAUUGAUACUAAACAUUUGUAAGAAGUAUUAUGAUGAUAGACAUUAAAUAAUGUUAUACACACACUAAUAGAACUCACAUGUAAUAUUAAACAAUUUAAAGGAUUAAGUGUCUAAUGUUUAAAAAGAUUUGUUCGUAUAGAAAUAUAACUACAUGUUAUUUACAUUGUAAUUGAUCUUGGUAAAUUGUAUUCACUGAAUUAAAUAUUCUAAUAUUUAUCUCAGCACUUUCUAUCAUCAUUUCUGUACUCUUUCGUUUGAAAUAAAAUGAUCUAUAUAUUUUAUGUCCAAGGUGCUUAGAGUCGAAGAGAUGCAAGUGAUAUUUUUUUAAACAAUAAAUCAAAUUAGUUGCCAAAAGAAAUGAAAACUACUUCAUUUUCAUGAGUCAAAGAAAAAAUUUAUGUUACUACUUUAUACUCGCGAGUCGUAGCGUUUAGCUCGAUAUCGUUUUCUAAAAACUAUCUUUUGAUAAAUUUUUAGACGACGAUAUCGAUUACCAGGUCACACCACGUGGAGGUGGC
This is a messenger RNA of Osmia lignaria (orchard mason bee), 6396 nucleotides long. RefSeq lists its product as uncharacterized. The record is from RefSeq and is a predicted model, not a curated record. Lineage: Eukaryota; Metazoa; Arthropoda; Insecta; Hymenoptera; Megachilidae.